This is a messenger RNA of Neospora caninum, 1092 nucleotides long. Its product is annotated as GG10762, related. Gene Ontology annotation, cellular component: nucleus; cytosol. Lineage: Eukaryota; Apicomplexa; Conoidasida; Eucoccidiorida; Sarcocystidae. Gene Ontology annotation, molecular function: adenosine kinase activity. The record is from RefSeq and is a predicted model, not a curated record. The transcript is spliced from 5 exons. The coding region runs from base 1 to 1092 and encodes 363 amino acids. Gene Ontology annotation, biological process: purine ribonucleoside salvage.
AUGACGGGUGACGCCUCCGCUCCCAAUGCGGGUCAAGUGAAGUUGUUUGCGAUCGGGAACCCGAUCCUGGACCUCGUCGCCGAGGUGCCGGCGAGUUUCCUCGAGGAGUUUUCACUCAAGAGGGGAGAAGCCGUCCUCGCCUCUCCCGAACAACGACGCGUCUACGUGGAAGUCGAAAAGUUCAAUCCGACUCGCAUGACGGGCGGUAGUGCACUCAACACCUCGCGUGUUGCCCAGCAACUCUUCAAAAUGCCUGGCAGCGUCGCGUACAUGGGAGCAAUUGGAGACGACGACCGUGGGACGCAGCUCAAGGAUCUCUGCGACAAGGAAGGGCUCGCCACUCGGUUCAUGGUGGCGCCUGGAGAGCCGACCGCGGUCUGCGCAGUGCUGAUCAACCAAAAAGAGCGAACACUUUGCACUGACCUCGGCGCGUGUCUCGCUUUCCGACUCCCCGCGGACUGGGAGACUGUCGUGCGCGACACACGGUUCUUCUACGCGACUGCCUACACGAUCUCCGCGUCCCCCGAUAACGCCCUCGCCGUCGCCCGCUACGCUGCCACGAAACCGGGGAGCGUCUUCACUCUGAACCUGUCGGCUCUGUUUUGCAUUGAAGUGUACAAGGACGCCUUGAAAACGUUGUUUCCCUUGACGAACAUUCUUGUCGGGAACGACGAGGAAUUCGCUCACCUGGCCAGAGUUCACGACGUCGUGGCCGAGGACAAGAAGCAGAUGUCCACUCAAGACAGAGAUCACGCGGUAUCUGUGUGCACAGGAGCCUUGGGAUUGCUCACGGCGGGGCAGAAUGCAGGCGUGACGAAACUUGCCGUCAUGACUCGGGGCGAAUCCUCGGUCAUUGCUGCUGAGAGCGCAGCCGACGGGACUGUAGUCAUCCAUGAAGUGGAGGUGCCCAAGGUUCCUGACGAGAAGAUUGUCGACACCAACGGCGCCGGCGACGCAUUCAUUGGUGGUUUCCUGUACGCGUUUGCGCAGGGGAGAUCUGUGCGCGAUAGCAUCGUGUGCGGCAACGCGUGCGCCAGGAAUGUCAUUAUGCAUGAGGGAUUUGCGGUCGAUUUCAGUGCGUUUUCAUGGUAG